UCUCUCACCUACUAUAAGAAACAACUCUCUCUAAUCAGUGGUAAUCAGCAAAAUGGGAAAUGAAAACAGAGAACUUUAUCAUGCAAGUACCUCUACCUUGCUUUCCUUACCUCUGAUUUGAUGGCGCAUUCUCCUGCCAUUGAUCCAUGACAAUCUCUGCACCGCUCAGAAACACGAACAGUGAACACACACAGGGAGAAAAAAAGAGAGAGAGAUGAAGGAGUCAUCUCUGCCUUACAUCUCUGGGAGGCGGAGCAACAGCUUCCGCGCCUCAGUGACGGAGGGCGCAGGGGACGGCGUUUCCAAGUCUCCGGCGUUUCUCUUCUGGCUUCUUCUCUAUGGUCUCUGCUGCAUCCUCAGCCUUGUCCUCGGGUUUCGCUUCUCCAGGCUGCUUUUCUAUCUCCUGUUCUCCGCCACCGCCACCACCAGCAGGCUGUCCACUGCUACCAUUCCCCCAACUACCGGUAGCGUCCACAUUAAGCCGUUGCUCGACCUCCGGUUGAACAGGUUACCGGCAUUCUCGUCUCCGCCGCCUCCAUCCCCUCCACCACCGCCGGCGAGGAGCAAGGUGGUGGUCGGCCGUCAUGGGAUCAGGAUCCGGCCGUUUCCCCAUCCGAAUCCGGAAGAGGUGAUGAAGGCUCACGCGAUUAUUGAUUGGGUUCAGGCGGAGCAGAGCAGGGUCUACGGUGUGAAGGAUCGGAGGCGAGUGGUUGUGAUCACCCCAACAUACGUCCGAACAUUCCAGACGGUGCAUCUAACCGGUUUGAUGCAUACACUGAUGCUCGUUCCGGGGGAGCUUGACUGGGUAGUCGUGGAGGCCGGCGGCGCCACCAACGAGACCGCCUCGUUGCUCGCGGAUAGCGGGCUGAACAUCUUCCAUGUGGGCUUCAACGAACAGAUGCCGCUUUCUUGGGAGGAUAGGCAUCGAACGGAGGCCCGGAUGCGUCUUCGUGGCCUUAGAGUUGUAAGGGAGCAGAGAUUGGAUGGUAUCGUGAUGUUCUGCGACGAUAGCAACGUGCACAGUUUGGAACUGUUUGAUGAAGUUCAAUCGGUUAAGUGGAUGGGUGCUCUCUCUGUUGGGAUACUUGCUCUCCCUGGUCAAUUGGAAAGAGAGAAUGGCGAUGUAAAAAGGAAUGUUGGGGUUCCGAACAAGGAAGAGGAGAGUAAUUUACCUCUGCCUGUUCAAGGCCCAUCCUGCAACUCUUCCCGCCAGUUGGUCGGCUGGCACGUCUUCAGUUCCCUCCCUCCGCGCGUUGACGAUGGUGCUACUGUGUUGCCUAGGACGCUUGAAUGGGCCGGAUUUGUUAUGAACUCGAGGUUGGUAUGGAAGAUUGGUGAUGAAGAGGAGGAUGGAAGACCGAAUUGGAUGAAGGAUUUGGAUGAAAUCAGUGAAAAUGGGGACGAGUUGGAGAGCCCAUUGUCGCUUUUGAAGGAUGCAUCUUUCGUUGAACCGCUUGGCAAGUGCGGACGCAAGGUCAUGCUAUGGUGGCUGCGAGUAGAGGCUCGUGCAGACAGCAAAUUCCCACGAGGGUGGAUAAUUGGCCAUCCUCUGCAGAUCACUGUGCGGGCGAAGCAUACUCCCUGGCCCGAUAUGCGUCCUGAAGUGGUAACAGCUUCUACUCAAAGGAAGGGGAUAAUUGGAGAUCAUGCUGCGAAGCAUAAAGCUCCAAGAACAACAAGGCGUGCGGCGUGCCUCCCAUGCUAGGAGAAAGCGUGAGCAGCGAGUAGAUGUACAUCUUCCGAUUGCCUCCAGAUGGCAUGUGGAGAAAAGACUGUAGCCGCUCCCGGUGUAUGCAGUGAAGAUCACAGAAUCCAAGCAUGAUGCACUGUGCAUUUGUACUGCAGCAAUAGCUAAAUGUCUUCUCCAACUGAUCUUUCACCUAGAAGCUCCAUGCCUUCCCACAAAAUCUUUACCAUAUAAGUGAAUAAGAAAAUUGCGUAAGUUGAUCACGUUCCUAAAAUUUUGAAGCUUACUCAAGCUGAAGUUCCCAUUUGGCUUGAACUUUUCAGUUUUCAGGCGUCUGAAAAGUCCAAAAGCAAGUAUCUGCUUCAGAAAUUUUCAAUUCAACGUGCCUGACAGGUAACAUAGAGCAUGUCCUGCCUCAUCUGUGUGCCUGACAGGUAACAUAGAGCAUGUCCUGCCUCGUCUUUGUGCAUUCUUUUUCUUUGUUCCUGUUAAUUCUUGAUUCGAACCUUACUGGGGGUUCGUUCUGUAGUAUGUCACAUAGUUGUAUCAGUUGUAAAUUGUAAUCUGAAGGUUCCUUUCGGGACCUCUUGAUGUGUGAAACCGAUGAUCAUCCGGGAAGUUUUGUUGUCCUGAUUUUGAACAGGUGAGAUAAAUAUGAACAUUUUUAUGUUUCUGUUC
Molecule: messenger RNA, 2365 nt
Organism: Nymphaea colorata (pocket water lily)
Lineage: Eukaryota; Viridiplantae; Streptophyta; Magnoliopsida; Nymphaeales; Nymphaeaceae
Product: probable beta-1,4-xylosyltransferase IRX14H
Exons: 3
Coding region: 215-1705 (496 amino acids)
Biological process (GO): glucuronoxylan biosynthetic process; plant-type secondary cell wall biogenesis
Cellular component (GO): Golgi membrane
Molecular function (GO): galactosylgalactosylxylosylprotein 3-beta-glucuronosyltransferase activity; xylosyltransferase activity
Source: RefSeq, a predicted model, not a curated record